Erigeron canadensis is the source of this 1114-nucleotide messenger RNA. Its product is annotated as transcription factor bHLH75-like. Lineage: Eukaryota; Viridiplantae; Streptophyta; Magnoliopsida; Asterales; Asteraceae. The record is from RefSeq and is a predicted model, not a curated record. Gene Ontology annotation, molecular function: protein dimerization activity; DNA-binding transcription factor activity. The coding region runs from base 77 to 925 and encodes 282 amino acids. The transcript has 6 exons. Gene Ontology annotation, cellular component: nucleus. Gene Ontology annotation, biological process: regulation of DNA-templated transcription.
AAAGAAAACCCUCUUGUGCAAAUCUAAAAUUAAGCUUUCGUAUUACAAAAAAAUAUUCAUAUUCAUAUUAUCAAAUAUGGAGGGUUUUACAUCAAGUAUCCAUAGUUUUAAACCUUCAUAUUCAUUCAUAGAUAGUGAUCAUCAAAACAUGGAAUUACUUGACCAACAAUUUCCAAUCCAAUAUGAUAACCAAAACAUUAUAACUUCUCAAACCUUAAUGGGGUUAUCAAACGACAAUUUUUACGCACAACAAUUAGUACUACCAUCAUAUGAGCAUCAUCAUCAACUAGUUCAAAGCUUUCAACCGCUUUUUCAACAUGAAAUGAAGAACGUCAUGAUGAUUCCAGAGCCGGUUAUUCCUAUGGGGAACGUCGUAAUUGGGAAGAGAAAAGCAAUGGAUGUCGUCUCAGCAAGUAGUUCGGGCAAUUCGUCAUCUCAUUGCAUUAGUGAGAUUGAUGAGAGAAAGUACUCUCAGAGUUCAUCAGGAAAGGGCAAGAAAGUAAAAGUUAGUGAGAAUGGAGAAACACCAAAGGAUGUGGUACACGUUAGAGCUAGAAGGGGCCAAGCAACUGAUAGUCACAGUAUAGCAGAAAGGGUUAGAAGAGGGAAAAUUAACGAGCGUUUAAAAUGCUUACAAGACAUAGUGCCCGGUUGUUACAAGUCAAUGGGCAUGGCAGUGAUGUUGGAUGAGAUAAUCAACUACGUGCAGUCUUUGCAGAAUCAGGUGGAGUUUCUUUCGAUGAAACUCACAGAAGCAAGCAGAUUUCACGACUUCGAUUCAGACUCAAUGAAUGUUGAUGCAUUUCAGCUGGGAAAUGUUAUUGAGGGGCUGAAAUUGCAGAGAGCACAAGAGAGAGAAGAGAUUGGUCAAGUUGACUCAAGUUUUGGCUGUUAUCCUUCACUACCAUACCAUACUACAACAUGAUACAAGAUCCAUCCAUCCAUCCAUAUUAAUUGUUUCAUACAUACUUUCAUAUAUAGAUAUACACACAUCUUGUAUUUUUGUUACUUUUCUUAAUUUUUUUGAAUAGUUGUAUGAUGGUUACUAUAUACAUACAAAAUGUAUAACAUUUACACACUUGCUGAAAUAAAAGCAAAGUUUGGAUUGCAUCUA